GAACGGCGGCCGCUGGGACCUGCUCCCUCAUAAGGGCUGGGGAGGAGAGCCGCGAGUGGCCGGGUAAAUACGGGGGAGGAGAAGGGCGUCUCUUCCUCUCCCCACCUUCCUCCACCUCCUCCCUCCCCCCCGCCGCGGAGGGCGCGCUUGGAACUGCCUCUGUCUGUCCGGGCGCCCGGGGCGUCUCCGCGCCCUUCCGCGGUGCGGUGCGCGCAGGCUGGGCGAGGGCGGCUGCUGCUGCUGAAGCUGCUGAAGGUGAAGCUCUCGCUCUCCAAUUACUUUUCCCAAGAGAGAGAAGGAGGCAGCAGGAGGGGGAAGUCGUGCUGUGUGUGGAAGGCACACCAAUCAGAGAUGCUCUAACGGAGGGACUGCUGCAGGACGCGCCGGCUUCUCCUCUUUCCUCUGCCGGCGGUGCUGAAUCGGGACCACGCGCAGCUGGCGUAGCGGCCGGAGCCGUACUAGCCUGCAGGACUUUCCCAUCUCCGCUUUUCCGAUAGCUCAACCAUACAUCGUCCUCUGUAUUUUUUUAUUUUUUUAUUUUUUUUUUAAUACUCUGAAAUCGUGCACAAGAAACACUUCAAGUCUUCCCUCCAUUCCCAGUUACUUCACCCUUCCUCUAGCAUCUCUUAGCCGGAUUCCUGGUGUAUUCCCAGAGAGGCGGGGGGAGAGAGCCAGGCCCCGCGGACGGCUGCUGCCCCAGCCCGGCCGAGCCGAGGGGAGCCGAGCGGAGCGCGGCACGGCGCCGCUCCAUGCCCCCGAGCGCUGGCGGGGCGCGGGGCGUGUGCCGGCGAUGCCCGGGCGGUAAGGCUGGAGCUGCCCCCGGACGGGAGGCGGCCGAUUGCUAGGCGUUUCUAGCAAGAAUCGGGACUGCAGGAUGAAUAAGAGAUACUUACAGAAAGCAACAAAGGGAAAACUGCUAAUAAUAAUAUUUGUUGUAACGCUGUGGGGGAAAUUAGCAUCUGGGGCAAAUCACCAUAAAGCUCACCAUGUUAAAACUGGGACAUGUGAAGUGGUGGCUCUUCACAGAUGCUGCAAUAAGAAUAAGAUAGAAGAAAGAUCACAGACAGUGAAGUGUUCCUGCUUCCCUGGGCAGGUAGCAGGUACCACCCGGGCAGCUCCCUCUUGUGUUGAUGCUUCAAUAGUGGAGCAGAAAUGGUGGUGCCACAUGCAACCAUGUCUUGAAGGGGAGGAAUGUAAAGUUCUUCCAGAUCGUAAGGGAUGGAGCUGUUCCUCUGGGAAUAAAGUGAAAACAACUAGGUCUGGCCUAUGUUCACAUCCCUUCGUUGUUAACAACAAUCUUAUGGCUCAUCUGAUCACUAUUAACCUUUUUGUGAAAAAGGAAGUGGAAAACCCUGAGACAUUUCUGCCUCUGCAGCUACUCAUGUUUAAGGUACCAAACAACUAAUGGAGCUCUGGGAGGCACAGCAUACAUUGCAGCUGACUGAUUUUAUUUGGGAGCUCUGAAACAGUGGUGCCGUGUGAACAGUUAUGCAUGUAUGCUACUGCCAAACAAAGGGUUGAUGAACUGUGAUGAGAUCAAGGACUUCUACCUCAACAUACCAGUAUGAAAAUCAGACUCAAAGGAAGGAAAAGGAAAACAGAAAUCAUGAGCAAGUGUAAAAUGGGAGGGCAUAGUCUCAUGGAGAAUCUACUGUGCCCAGAAGGGACUGUGUACAACUGUGUCUGUGGUGACUCUUGUGAGCUUCUGCAGAUAGAGGAGGGGCCCCGUGAUCUGAUCCAUGUCUUGGGUGGAAAGUUUCACUACAGAAUAUCACAGAAUUAUAGAAUAAUUUGGGUUUGAAGGGAUCUUAAAUAUCAUGUGGUUCUAACCCCUCUGCCAUGGGCAGGGACAACUUCCACUAGACCAGUUUGUUCAAUGCCCCAUCCAACCUGGCCUUGAACACUUCCAGGGAUGGUGCAUCCACAACUUCUCUGGUCAAACUGUUUCAAUGCCUCACCACCCUCACCUUCUUCCAAAUACGUAAUCUAACCUGCCUCCUUUUGUUUUAAGCUAUUCCUCCUUGCCUUAUCACUACAUGUCCUUGUAAUAUCUAAGGGACAAAACUUUCUGAGGGAAGAGCACUUUGUGUUUAUUUCUGCAUCUGUUUUUUCUUGUGAUCACUGACAAACCCAGAAAGGAAAGACUUCCAUGGCAAUAGCUAGAAGGCUGUUUCCAAGAGUAAGGUUAGAGGACCUUCCAGAGGCUACAGGCUCAAUUAUGGGUAAAGAUAAAGCCUUUAUAUACUUUUAAAUCUUCAGGAGAGGAAAGCCAUGAGAGCCAUGACACAAUUUAUAGUUAGUAUUCAAUAGGACUGGGAGCAAAAAAUUAUUCCUUUUAUUUAUUAAAACAAUCACAUGAAAUAACUUUGAUAUUCUCUGUAGAAACACAUGGGUCUUUGUUGGGGAACUCUAAAGAUUCCAAAUUAGAGUCUGGCUUAAUGUUACAUUAUUUAUUGUUGUACAUACUUAUGUAUUAUAUUAUUUAGUAUACAUAUGUUCAUGAACUAUACUAGUUUUUCAUUGUGUUUGUAGUACUAUACAGCUUUGAAAUGAUUGCAUGGGGUAAUCCUCUUCAAUGUGGCACAUGCACAAGUACAGUAACCUUUCUGAGAGUGAACAUCAACACUUUUAAUAAAAGAAGCAACCUGAAAAUGGCACAUGAAGACAUUUAAAAACAUGCUUGAAAUCAGAUAUGAAAAAAAUACCAUCUCUGUAGCAAUAAAUGCUGGCUGAAACACAGCGUGGUCUCCUUGCAUCACUUCCUAGCCCCCCAGAUUAUGAUGGCAGUGCUACUUAUUCAUUAAAAGAGAAGGGCUUAGCUUCUAGCUUCACAAUGGUAGUUUGUUAAAAAGCAGGGCUCAGCUAGUGUUCUUAUAUUGGUGUUUAAUGAGCUGGUAUGUCUAUUAUCAGAGGAGAGAAAGGUACCAAAGGUACCUGUAAUGUCACAUGAGUGAGUUAUUUGCUAUUUUUAACUACAGUGUUGGUGCAUCAGAGUAGAAUCAAGGAGAUAACAUCCACUUCACAGGAGGGCAUUUAUAUGAAAAGCAAUCCUGAAAUAUAAAUGGUAAUAAAAACAUUAAUGUCCAUUAAUGUCUUGUAAUGUUAACAGGGUCUUAACACUGAGUUGCUGAAUGAUGUAAAUAGAAGGUAAUAAUAAACAAGUCAGAGGUUAGAAAUUAGCAGCUAUAUGCAUGGAUAUGGAAACCCCCCCAAAAGUCUGACUGCUUGCCACAGACCUACAUGUGCUGACUCAGGGUGAGAGGUAAGUAUUGUGUCAUGUCAUGAGCAAUUUUUAAGGAUAUUUUCUAUUUUUUUUUCUACUCUCUCCAUCAAUAGAGCUGGGAAUUUUAGCUCAUGCUGCAGUUUUUGGUGGCAGCAAAAUACAUUUCUGAAAUAUUCACUAAGAAUAUGAUGAGAAACCCCGAAUUCUAAUUUACUGAGGAGUUUCUCAUGACUUCUCAUUUUGCCUUUGGCCAUGAAAAUCAUCCAAGAAUAAGAUGGCUACUUUACCAUUUCCUAUUCUAUAUAUUUCUACUAUAAUUCAUUUACAAAUAAAUUGUAUCCCAUGCCGGGUCAUGCAAAGCUCCUAUCAAUCGGCACAGUUAAUAAGAAGCACUAACUCAGUGUACAGGAAGUUAACUCUCAUGUGGCUGCGAUACCUUAGUGAGCUCUGUGGCACCUCUAAGUGCCAAGAUGAUGCCUAGCAAAAGUCAGUGUUACCACCAUCUUUAUCCACAAUAGCCUGAAGACUAAAGCAGAUGGCCACAGGUGGUAUAUUCACCCUUCAACAGCUACCAGUUACACCCUAGACUACACUGCAACCAGGAUGACUGACAACCCUUGAUUAAAAACAGAGUGCAGAGGAAGGGUUACUGCUGCGUUUUGAACUCACCAUACAGGUUUUAAUUGAGAAAAGAACACACUUCUCUGUUUUCUGGGUUUCUGUUGACCUUUCCAACUUCUUUCUGGACAACAUUUAGGACAGAACUAAAUGAAGCCUCACAGACGGCAGGCUGGAUUUGGCCUUUUGCCACCAGGGGAAUCCUUCUGGUUUAACACGUCAAAAAUUAAUGCCCUAGACUGGAAACAAUUGUCACAAUUGCAGUCAAGAAAAAAAACUGAUUCUUUGCCAAUAUUGCUAUCUAGUGAAGAUGGUUAAUGAAAACAAGCAAAGCAACAUUACUGGUUUCCUCAAGCUACAGUUUAGAGUUUUUCUGGGACACUCUUGGUUCUUGUCAGGCUGGGACAGACGGCUUAAUUGUGGGGAACAUAUUGCAAAAAUAAUCCACUUGACUUUCACUAAGCCACUAAAGCAGUCAGCUGUAAAUGAAUGCUUUUUGAAAUGUUGUCAUAUUUAUAGCAACAAGCAAUAUAUUAAAGUAGCAGAAGAGUCAUAAAGAAAGCUCAGUAUUAAGAGUUUUGAAGCAGAAACUAAAUUAGACUUAAUUAAAUUAUUUCCUCUCAUGAUUUUCACACAACUCCCCAUGACUGCCACUUUUGUCCAAGGAAUGCAUCUCAAUCUCAGGACUAUAGGAAUUCACCUACAGAAUCAAAACUUUCCAAAGACAGUUCAGGAAUGAUACCAAACAAGCAAUUACAUUGAAUGUCUUUCCUAGUCCUGUGAAUACAGAAAAACACUGAAUAUGUGUGGCCAAAAAGGCCUUUUCCACCCAUGUAAUGUGGUCCCUGAAGAUUUGGAAGUUUAAGAGUUCCUUUUGAGUGCCAGGUGAAUUUUCCUUUAGGAAAAAGAAAAGGAGGAAUUGUAUCUGGAUGUAGGCAAAUUAAUUCAGGAGUUACCGCUAUUGUGAUCUAUUAUGUAAUAGAUUUAAUUAACUCUACAAUUUUCUGCCAUAGCCCUGUAUUUUUUUUCUUUUUUUUUGUCCCCCCCUAAAUUUCAUCAGUCACUUGGUACUAAUUUGUUGUCCCUCUGUUCUGCUAAUGCAUAUCAUUAUAAACUCUGCUGGGCUAAACAAGUCUCCUUUCCCCUCAUCAUCAUAGUAUCAAGCUCUGCACCAGUUCUUGUUCGAGUGUGUUUUUCUUAAGCACGAAUGAUUACAAUUAUACUGAGAAUCCAGAUUUCUGUUUUAAUUUAGUUUCCCUAAUUAAAGUUUAACCUGCUCAAUAUAUCUAAUCUUCUACAAAGUAAUAAUUUGGAGUCCUCCAAAAUUUAGAUAACACAGCCUGAGGAACAGAUCUUGGAUGUAUUUUCUUCAGGAUGCUCCAAGAAUUUGCUCUGUGAUAUCUCAAAAUGGUGUCAACUUAAGUACUCAAUGGCCCUCAGUUCCUGGUACUCUAAGUUUCUGUGUCUGUUAAAAUAUUUAUAUAACUGACAUACCUACCUUAUUAAUAGAGUUUUUUAUUUUUAAAUAUAUUGUCUUCUGGAUAAAAAAGGGAAAUAUUUAUUUUUUAAUAACCUCAUAUAACUUGAAACUUGGAAACGGCAGAUAAAAAAAAGACGAUGGCUUAAUUCAAAACUGUGCUUCCUAUCACAUCAUGUCACACUCACAGUGUGAAAUAAAAACCUUUGACUUUUUCUAGGAUGGUGUCUCUUGGUAAUAUUUGCUGUAAUUUUAUUGCACCAUGGUGACACAGCUGAGUGGUAAGCUGUUGUGGUGCAUGUUUGUUUUAUUAGUUUCUGGAUUGCUGUUCACAUUUUAUUGUUAAUGGUUUGUUCCUAUGUUACCCCCACUCCUCCCAAGAUGGUUUACCCCGGAAUGCUAUCCCCUCCCCUGGCUUGCCCAUCAUUGUAAACCCAACCCCUUAUUCCCGAACCUUCCCUGCCUGCCACCAGAACCCUACCCCUUGUCCAUCACUGUAAACCCUGCCCUUUGUUCUGGAUCCUUCCCUGUCAAUCCCCGAACCCUCGAGGUCCCAUUGGCCUGCAUGACAGGUCCUCUCCUCCCCCUCAUCUCUAUUGGUUCCUGCACUGUAACCCCUCCCUUUGCUCCUCCCUCCUGGACUCCCCAUUGGCUGUUUGUUUGUACCCGCCCAUUGUGCUGCUGCUAUUUAAAAUCCCAGCCAGAGAAGAGCUUGGCCCUCUUUAGCCUUUGACUUGUUUUAGCUGUUGAUCUUGCUUUGCUAGAACCUCACAUCGAGCGUGAGGCUCCUUCUCUUUGACCUGCUCGACUCAGCUGACAGUCCUGCAUGUUGAGCACAAGGCUCAAAGGUUCUGCCUUCGGUGCUGAUAAAACCAAGGUAGUUCCCCACACCUGGUGCGGUGUUCAUGUGUGUUUCUCUGAGCUAGCCUGGGCUCUGGCAGGGCUGUGUCAGUGAGCUGAAGAUCAAACUCUCCAUACGAAUAAAUUUAUAUUCAAAACCUUGACUGAGAUGUACAAUGACUGUUAAAAUAAGAAAAAAGAGAGCUGGACAACUGUGUUAUAGACAGGAUAGAGUUUGGCCCGGGAAAGUGCUUGCUCUUAUGAACAUUGAAGCUCUACUUGAGAGCACUUAACAGUAGAGUUAUAUUUCUCUCCAUAAUUUAGAUAUAGAUGAUAUAGAUAGAUACAUAUAUAUGUAAUAAACCAAAGAGUUCGUUAAUAUUUAAUUUUUAUAAUGUUGUAUAUUAGCUAACUUACUUUUCUGUGCUAUUGCUGUUACUGGAGUUACUUAUGUUUCACUCUGUUUUUCCCCUCAAUUUUUUAAAACUAAAGAAGAAAAAUGGAUAAGGGAAAUUUAAAAUAAACAAUGUUGUUCUCUACAAUAGCAAGAAAGGGGAAACCUAAUUGAAGUGUGUCCUGGAGUAUGACUCAAAGUAUGACCCUGAGCUGGUCAAAACUGAAACCAAGCUUACACAGGGAGAUAAUGAAUGGAUGUGGAACUUAACUAUUCUAUUCUCUGGUGGAAACUAAGCCACACAGCUAGUCAAAAAGCUAAAAAUGUAACAAAUAAGCAGAGGGUUUUUCAAAUUGCCACACAGCGGUGUUUUGAGAAAAGCCAUCAAACUCAAACAGGCUGUGGGGAAAGCCUCUGUAUUCAACAAAUGGAUAUAAUAUGGAUACAUUUGAUGAAAAAUCAUGUUUAACAGGGGGAAGGUAAGUUUGCUCUGACCUUACUAUUCAUAUUGCACUUUUAAAAAUGACUUAGCAUGUUUUGUAGUAAACCAGGAUCAAGGAUAGAAACAUAGAGAUCUAGACAAGAGACUGUGAACCCUUCUCCCCCACCUCCCCCCAAAGUCCAAUUGUGAAAGAUGUCACCAUUUGUCAAGAUUCGUGGUCCAACCUGGAAGAUACUGAACUGGGGCAGUGAAAAAGUUACCACCAUGGGAAGAGGACUAACAAAAAGAGGAUGAAGUCGGCCUGGACUGGAGGAUUUCUGGUAUGGAUACUGAUUAGUCACGUGCCUAUCACAUGAUCUCUCAGAACAGCAAAAUAUGCAGCAUUACAGCUUCAGCAUUACCAUCAUGUAGGAAAUCUUCCUGCACAAGGGACAAAGAAUCAUGAAGACUGUAAGGGUAAAUGUUGAAAAUCUGCUGUAACAUUUUUAAGAACUGCAACUGAUUUAGAUGCUGCCUUUUUAUGUUCCCCCUCCCUUGUGAAACUCCAAGUAUGUGUUUUGAGAAGCAGCUUAAACCUGAACUCCCCCUGCUGCCUGUCUACAGCAAUCUGUUCUUUUCAAUGACUGACAUAUUAAUAAACUAUUUAAAGUUGUUCUCCAAAGGACGGUAAUGAAAUGAUUGCUUGGUGUAUACCUAGCAUUGGUUUGAGUAUAUUCCUCUGUGAAUGUCAACAUUUUAUAUCACUUAAAUAGUUACUAACUCAGGUUUUUGCUACUUCAAUCCACAUCAUAGUUUUAUGCUUUUUGCUAUCUUUAUGUGGAAAAACCAUUCUUGUUUGAAUGAAGCUUAAACUUUGUCAGUUUGUGUAAGUGAACAGACCGCAUUACAUGUUGCUAUUCUCAAAAAUGUCAUGGGAAGAUAUCAUGCUGUCAUUCUCCUGCACUGUUCUAAAAGUGUAAAUAGAAUAAUUUGAUGGAAUUGCAAGAAAGAAAAAAAUUCUAUAACUAUUUGUUCGAACAGGAUACAUCUCUAUUUGAAUAGAAUAGAAUAGAAUACAUCUCUAUUUGAGAUGGAAAACACUAAUUAUUAGUAGCAAGCAAUUUUGUCCUUUAAUAUAUUACUAGACAGUUUUUUCAUUCUUGCUCUUUGAGUUUACUAAAAUGAAAACAAAUAUUGCAGCUUUAUAGUUGCAUCUGUGGAAGUAACAGUAUCAGAAAAGUGUACUGUAAAUAAGGUAUUUUUCUAGAAGGAAACAAAACUUAACUUUUACAGCCAGUCUUAAUACCAGUUUUUCCAGACUGCUGCCUUUUCAGUUACAUUCAUUAGUGACUUGUUACUUUUAUGUUACCUAACACUGAAUUAAGUUAUGGGAUGAAUCUUCCUAAAGGCUAGCACAGGUCAGGUUAAGAGCACAACUGGAAAAAGCAUGGGAAAAUCAUGCUUGACAAACGUGAUCAUCUUCUAGGACAAAUAAACUGCUCAACUGAUGUUGGUGAGGGUGGACAUUGUUUACCUGGAUUUCCCCAAGGCUUUCAAUACAGGAACCAUAAUGCAGGAGUGAAGCACAGACUGGGAUCUACCUGACUGUGGAGCAGCUCUGUGGGAAGGGACCUUGGGGCCCUUGUGGGCAGCAAGCUCUGUAUGAGUGAACACCGUGCUCUGCAGCAGAGAAAUACAGUAGGAUGCUGGGUUGCAUUAAUUAGGAUAUCACCAAGAGAUAAAGAUGUUAUCCCACUCAGCAAUCAUUAGGCCACACGGUGUUUAGUUUUGGUCUCUGCUAUGCUAAAAAGGUGUGGACAGGCUGGAGAGGGUCCAGGCAAGGGCCACAAACAUAAUCAAUGGACUAGAAAGCCUGCUGUAUGAAGAAAGACUAAGAAAACAGCAUUUGUUCAGCUUGAGAAAAGGAGGCUUAAGGGAGACCUUGUCACCAUAUCACCAUAUUCCAGUAUUUAAAGGAUGUCUAUAAAAAAGAUGAAGAUGUAUGUGGAGUCACAUGGAAAAGAGGAAGAGUAGUGGGAACAAUUUAAUAUUAUCUAGAACAUGAUUUUAUAAAAAAAAUUGGAUUAGAAAAAUGUUUGAGGUCCCUUCUAACCUGAGAUUCUAUAAUUCUAUGAAUGAAAAUCUUUACAUAAUAUUUAAUGGAAAUAGGACAACUUUAAUUAGAAAGUACUUUGUUAUUAUGCAUGUAAGUUUGUUAUGCCUUUUAGUCAUUUUGUGUUUAGAAUAAUUUACUAUUUUCACUUUAUUUUUUAUGCCAUAGCAACUCUAUAAAAACAUUCUGUUCAGACUGGCUAAAUGAUUUAUGCUUGCAAAUUCUGAUUUUUAAAAACAGAUAGUAUUUCACGGCUUCCAAAAAAUGUGCAUAUGUUUAUAUUGAUGAUGGAUGAGCGACUGGUGAAGUGCUUUUCUGUAUUGCAUUAAACUAGAAUUUCCUUGGA
This is a messenger RNA of Parus major (Great Tit), 9432 nucleotides long. It is a transcript of the gene TAFA2, whose product is annotated as TAFA chemokine like family member 2. The record is from RefSeq and is a predicted model, not a curated record. Gene Ontology annotation, molecular function: receptor ligand activity. The transcript is spliced from 7 exons. The coding region runs from base 875 to 1405 and encodes 176 amino acids. Lineage: Eukaryota; Metazoa; Chordata; Aves; Passeriformes; Paridae.